Chlorocebus sabaeus (green monkey) is the source of this 1465-nucleotide messenger RNA. Lineage: Eukaryota; Metazoa; Chordata; Mammalia; Primates; Cercopithecidae. The record is from RefSeq and is a predicted model, not a curated record.
UUUUUUUUUUUUUUUUUUUAAAUUCUUAAGAAAAGCAGUGUGCCAGGGCCUGCCCUUGCACUUGGAGUGGACCAGGAGGUGCUGCCUCGCUGGAUCUCACUCCAGCCGUGCUUUGCUCCUCUCUGUUCUUGCACUUGCCUCAGUGGCCUCUACAGCGGAGCCUCUUGCUGGCUCUUCCCUCUGCUUGGGAUGCCCCUGUUAUUUUUCCCUGCAGUCUUGGAGGGCUGGCUCAUUGGUCAUUAUUCACAUAUCAUCUCUGUCUCACCUCGUAGACUGCUGACUCCCCCCGUGGCAUCCCACUUCCGUUGUGUCCUGCAGGUUUCCUUCCUACCUUUGCCCUUUUUUUUUCUUGAGACAGAGUCUGUCUGUGUUGCUCAGGCUACAGUGCAGUGGCACAAUCUCGACUCACUGCAACCUCCACCUCCCAGAUUCAAGCGAUUCUCCUGCCUCAGCCUCCUGAGUAGCUGGGAUUACAGGCACACAUCAUCACACCUGGCUAAUUUUUGUGUUUUUUUAGUAGAGACGGCGUUUUGUCAUAUUGGCCAGGCUGGUCUCGAACUCCUGAACUCAAGUGAUCCACCCUUCUCAGCCUCCCAAAGUGCUGGGUUCACAGGUGUGAGCCACCGCGCCCAGCCUACCCUUACCUCUUGGGGACGCCUCUGUGGCUGGACUUUGCUGUCAGAGCAGGGCCGCCCAUGUCCAUCUCUUCCCAUGCUGAGCCCUUGCACCUGACACGGGCCUGGAGCUGGCAUUCGGGGUUUAUGGAACAGCAUGAAUUUCUCCUUGACAUGGGUGUCGUAACCCCCAGUUCCAGAGACUUGGGAAGGUUACACUCAGCCAGCAAGUGACCGACCCAGGAUUUGAGGCCGUUUGGUUUCAAGGUUGAUGUUUUUACCAAAUGCCACGCUGUAUAUUCUGCUUCUGACACUAGUGUGCGUGCCACUUGAAACCACUUUUAUCUUUUUAAGAAAGUUUUGGGCCUUCUGCAAAAAUAAAAGGAACAAAUUGUCACAGAGCCCUCUGCUGGACGUCGGCAGCUGUGGCAUCCUGGCGUGGCGGUUUCCUCUGAGCGCACCCGAGUACGCAGUCUGUUUUUGAUUCCUAUCUCGCUGGUGGUGGGCUCUCGGCCAACAGGCAGAUCAAAAGAUGGAAUGUGUUCAUUUGGCCAUUUUUUAAAAAACUGAGGUACAAGGGUGCACUUCUUAAAGACAAGGGCGCCGUGGGUUAGACUCCGUGGGUCUGAGCUGGUCUGGCUUUUGUGCUUUUUUUAAGGGUUCAUCUCAAGUUUCUUUUUCUGGUUGAACAAUUUUUUUCAACAUUAAUAACUAAUGGAGAAGAGGAAGAGGCAAAAGUAGAACCAUAUGGCGGCAUAAACGCGAACCUCACUUGUGGCCGGAAACUUCUGAUUUGUAUCUCUUCGUGUGAUCAGCUGUUGGGUUGGGUGAUUUAAAAAAAAAAAAAAAAA